UCUACCAAUAACUUUUUUGACGGUUAUUGGUUCGAGAGGAACAGAAUGUUGCAUCCGUUUAAUGUGGAUUGAAAACAUAUGAAUGAAUACCUAUUCCGUAUACGGCUCUAGUGUUGUCCGUCAUAAUGAGCACUUCUGAGACACGCAGUGAUCCUGCUACUUCGGAAGAAGAGGAUUUUAAGUUAAACAUUCCGUAUAAUCUUGAAGAUGUGGCACUUACGUCACCAAACAGCUUUAAAUCGCAGAACCACCCCGCUUUUGAAUCUAUAGAUAAAGAGGAAGAUAAUCCCAGCAAUAGCUUCCAGUGUCGGAUCUGGGAAAAUGACGAUGGUUUCAUGGAUGAUAAUAUAUCCGCCUUAGAUGCAGCUGAAUUUUCCGCGAGUACCUUGACUGAUUCAAAUAUACCAACAUCGAUUAUGAGCACUGCAUCGGAUGUGAUAGAUGAUAAAGCAUGUCAACCCAAUAGACCAGCACCUCUUACGAACACAUUUCAAUCUGAAUUGAGGAGCACCGACUUUUUCCAAUUAACCGAUUCACUGAGUGAUGCUGAUGUAGCAUCCACAAUUACCAUUGAAGCUCUUACGAAUUCCAAUCGAAUGCCAGCUUCGCAUGCGUACAACAACAACAACAACAUUGAGCAAGAUAUAAAAUAUUCACCCAGCGAAAUGAUGUUUGAAUCACCGUCCACGUUACAAUGCAAUUACAAUUCACCGCUCCCUCCACCACAUGUACGUCCUAUGCAUCCGCCUUCCGCUUCCUAUGGACAGCCCUUGACGCCGACGCAUUAUGGAAUGAGCAAUAACAACUUUGCCCGGCCCCAUCCACACCCACAAGCACAACAAUCGCCAUAUAGUGAAUACCCGCACCCAUCCGGUUACCAUCCAAAUAUGUGGUACCCAAAUGCACCAUACGGCUCAGCGAGUAGCUGCUAUCGAACUUACGGUGGUGGCCAUCGGUACCCUAAUUACGGUAGCUAUUCUCACGACCCAAUGCUGGAUAUGCUGCAGCUUUCCAACAGUGGUCGCGAAGCAAGAAACCGAGCAGAGAAAAACAGACGUGAUAAGCUGAAUGGAUCUAUUCAAGAGUUAUCUACAAUGGUGCCACAUGUAGCAGAAUCUCCCAGGCGCGUGGAUAAAACAGCGGUAUUACGGUUUGCCGCCCAUGGUUUGCGAUUGCAGUACAUAUUUGGAGAAAGCCUAAAUCAGACUCGCCCGCAAUACACGGAAUCAUUAAUGAAAAUGCUGGAUAGGUUUUUCCUGGCGAUAACAUGCCAUGGCCAAAUCGUUCUAAUCUCAUCAAGCGUUGAACAACAUUUGGGGCAUUGUCAGACUGAUUUAUACGGGCAAAAUAUUUUAAAUAUUACCCAUCCUGAAGAUCACAGCAUAAUGAAACAACAAUUAAUACCUUCCAAUGCCAAUGAGCUUUUUGAUACACCGGCCGAUGAUGAGUCUGGUGAUGCACGACCUCGCACCAAAGAGGAGGAGGAGUACAUCGAUAAACGUUUGCGUGCGGACAAGCGAAGUUUCACUCUUAGAUUGGCCCGGGCCGGUCCCCGUUCAGAACCUACAACAUAUGAAAUUGUCAAGAUAGAAGGAAAUUUCAGACGCAGUGAUGCGGCGCCGCGAGGCGUUAAAGCCAGCACAUUUCCCUCCAAUCUACCAAUGAUACGACGUUCCCGUGCUCGCGAUGAUACGAUACCGUUGCACUCAAUAAGUGGAAAUGAUAUUGUGUUAAUUGCAACGGCGCGUAUAAUUCGUCUACCCAAAGUAAUAAACUGCGUCACGGCAGCCAACUCAAUGGAGUACAAAACAAGACACUUAAUUGAUGGCAGUAUUAUUGACUGCGACCAAAGAAUUGGACUUGUAGCCGGUUACAUGACAGACGAAGUACGAGGCUUGAGUCCGUUCACCUUUAUGCACCAGGAUGAUGUGCGAUGGGUUAUUGUAGCUCUGCGCCAAAUGUACGAUUGCUAUAGUUCAUCUGGAGAGUCCACCUACAGACUUAUAACCCGCAACGGUCACUUUAUUUAUCUGCGCUCAAAAGGCUACCUGGAAGUCCACAAAGAAACAAAAAAGGUGCAUUCUUUCAUUUGCAUAAAUACACUGCUCAGCGAAGAGGAGGGCAAACAACGAAUUCAAGAGAUGAAAAAUAAAUUUUCUAUGAUUGUAAAUACGAAAAUUCCACAAUCCUCCGUGGAUGAGCCAGCCUCGAAGAAUCCCCAACAACUGGAAAAAGCGGUUCUAUGCCUUAUACAAAACUUACAAAAAUCGCCAAUGGCAGAAGACGGAGAGGAUGAUGGCGACUCGUCCACAGAGAGUUAUGGCAGUGAACAUAUGUCUCCAGAAUUCGGUCCAACAACAUCUGCGGCAGCAAUGCAUCAUUAUAACACCACC
Rhagoletis zephyria (snowberry fruit fly) is the source of this 2393-nucleotide messenger RNA. Its product is annotated as neuronal PAS domain-containing protein 2-like. Gene Ontology annotation, biological process: regulation of DNA-templated transcription. Lineage: Eukaryota; Metazoa; Arthropoda; Insecta; Diptera; Tephritidae. Gene Ontology annotation, molecular function: DNA-binding transcription factor activity; protein dimerization activity. Gene Ontology annotation, cellular component: transcription regulator complex; cytoplasm; nucleus. The record is from RefSeq and is a predicted model, not a curated record.